AUGGAUGUAAACAUAAAUGAAGUUUCGAUCCAUUUUCCAUACAAGCCAUAUCCGCUUCAAGAAACAUAUAUGUCAAAAGUAAUUGAAUCAUGUGACACCGGAAAUUAUGCUAUCUUAGAAUCACCAACAGGAACAGGUAAAACUUUGUCAUUAUUAUGUUCAGUUUUAUCAUGGCGCCAACAACGUAACACAUCCAGUCGCAUUAUAUAUUCAUCACGAACGCAUUCACAGCUAUCAAAUGUUAUUAAAGAACUAAAACGAACCAAAUUUCAACCGACCACUUCAAUUAUUGCAUCAAGAACAUAUUUAUGUCUUCACGACAAUAUCCAGAAGAUGGAAUCAUCCUUACAAUCCAGAUUCUGUCGUGAAUUACGACAGAAAAAUCAGUGCAUUUAUGAUAACGAAUCCAAAAUCGAACAAGUAUCAAAAAAAGUAAUAAAUUCACUAUUAGACAUCGAUAGUUUUGUUGAUAUAUGCAGAAACGAAGCCGUUUGUCCUUUUUUUGUUUCCCAAUUUAACGUCAAAACCGCAGAUUUUAUUUUAUCUCCUUACACGUACAUCGCAGAUCCUAUUUCACGCAGUUCCCUUCCCUCAGUUGUUUUCAACAAGUCUGUUGUCAUAUUUGAUGAAGCACAUAAUUUUCCAGAACAAUGUUGUGAAUAUUUUUCAAUGUCCGUUCCUUUCAACAAAUUUUGUGUUUUAAGAAGUUUCUUGAGUCGCCAGCAGUCUAAUGUAAUUGGAGAAGUUGUUACGUUCGGUAUUACAUCUGUAGAACUUGCUAAAGAGUUUUCUAAUUUAGUUUGUGACAAAUUAGAAUUACUUCGAAAAGAAAUUCACCAAAAUUUUGUUUUGAAAAAUGCAAAAUUUUUAUUUGAUUUCUUUUCUAAAUGCAAGAUUGAUUAUAGAACAAUCAGACCCUUCAAACGAUUGUUGAAAGCAUUCCUUGAUAACCCAGUUCUUUACUGCUUAUCGCAGAAUGAACAAGAAAGUUUAGAUUUGAUUUUGCAAUUUUUUGAUUUUUUGUAUCACGAAAACAAAAGAAAUGAAAGUCUUAUUGAUAAUUUUUAUACUAUUUCUUUGAGUACUGAUCAUUGUUUUAAUAUAUACUGCUUCACACCAGAAAAGGCAUUUAGUGAAAUUGUUAAUUUACAACCAAGGACAAUAAUUUUGACAAGUGGAACUUUGGCUCCUUUGGAAACUUUCGCUUCUUAUUUCGGAUACAAAUUUCCAAUUAUUCUUGAGAACCCACAUAUUGCUAAACCUGAGCAAUUACUUGUCAUUUGUUGUGGUGAAGGACCAUUUGGAAAUAGACUUUCUUUUACUUACGCGAAUCGUAAUGAUAAUCAACAAAAAGUUGAGUUGAAAUCUGCACUUUCAAAAUUAUUUUCUUUGUCUCCGAAUGGAUCUUUAGUUUUCUUCCCGAGUUUCUCGAGUUUGUCGGAGUUCGAUGUUCAUAGUAUUGAUACGAAAAAGAAGAUAUUUAUUGAGCCAAGGACAUUUGGAGAUUUUUCAUCAAUUGUUUCUCAAUUUAAAGAAAAUGCUGUUAAAGAAGAAGGUGCAGCUCUUUUCGCUGUUUGUAGAGGAAAAAUGAGUGAAGGAAUUGAUUUUUCUGAUGAUUAUGCUAGAUCUGUUUUUGUUGUAGGAAUUCCUUUUCCUAAUACUAAAGAUCCUAAAGUUAUUUUGAGAAAACAAUUCUAUGAAUCUAAAAAGAAAGGAUCGGGAAUGAAAUGGUAUAUUGAUAGUGCAAUGAGAGUUGUUAAUCAAUCAAUUGGCAGAGCAAUUAGGCAUAAAGAUGAUUGGUCAGUUGUUGUUCUUAUUGAUAAUAGAUAUGAUGGAAUGAUAGAAUUGCUUCCGAAAUGGGUAAAACCAAGUGUAAUUACUCUGAAUAAUUGGAAUGUUCUUGAAAAGAAAUUGAAAUUAUUUUACGAAGAAAAAAGAAAAUUACAAAAAGAAAUAAUUGAAAACAAACCAAUAAAUGAUCCGUAUUUGUCGCAAUUUACGCGUACUCAACGCGAAAUUAUCAAUCCAAAUGUUGUAACUCGAGCAUCAGUUUCUGCUCAUUCAAUCAAGCAAUUACCUGUUGAAAUUCAAGCUCAAAUUUCUCAAGUUCUUCUUCAUUUUAAGAAAACUAAUAAUAUUGAUAAACUUAGAGAAGGAAUACAAGCUAUUGAUGAUGAAAAUGCCAGAGAUAUUAUUCUUUUGAUGAUGAAUGAAAAACUCCGAAAACUUGUUUGUAAUAACUAA
Messenger RNA from Trichomonas vaginalis G3, 2244 nucleotides. RefSeq names its product DNA repair DEAD helicase RAD3/XP-D subfamily member family. Lineage: Eukaryota; Parabasalia; Trichomonadida; Trichomonadidae. The transcript has a single exon. Gene Ontology annotation, molecular function: hydrolase activity, acting on acid anhydrides, in phosphorus-containing anhydrides; DNA helicase activity; DNA binding. Gene Ontology annotation, cellular component: nucleus. Bases 1 to 2244 code for a protein of 747 amino acids. Gene Ontology annotation, biological process: establishment of sister chromatid cohesion; nucleobase-containing compound metabolic process. The record is from RefSeq and is a predicted model, not a curated record.